AUGUGCAAGCAAAUGACAUUGAAAUGCCAUUCCGAUGUAAAUGGUCACUUUAUACAAAAUAUUGCAAAUCUUGUGAUUGAAAAACAAUCCAAUGUUUACAAGAAUUUAUUAUUGAUGAAAUCAUUGACAAAACUGUGUAUUUCAUAUGGCAAUAAGAAUAAGAAAUUCAAAGUUGAUGAUGAAACACUUCAAUACAUUGGUGAAUUGAAACAAUUAACAAGUCUUCAUAUUCAUGGAAUUGGUAUUGAUAAUGUUUGGGACAUAGCUGAUUUGAAACAAUUAACAGAACUUGACAUCUCUGAUAAUAAGAUUAAUUCUGAAGGAGCUAGAGUUAUCAGCGAAUCAUUUAAACAUUUAACAAAGCUUGAUAUAUCCAACAAUACUAUUGAUGUAGGAACCAAAUAUAUAAGCCAAUUGAAACAAUUGACCUAUCUGGAUGUUUCUAAUAAUGAAAUUGAAGAAGAGGAUGUUAAAUAUAUUGGAAAUAUGAACGGAUUAACAAGUCUAUCUAUUCAGUACAAUCAUAUUGGUAAUAUUGGUGCUCAAUACAUUAGUGGACUGAAACAGAUAACUACUCUCUCUAUUUAUAGCGGUGAUAUUGGUGAUGAAGGAGCUAAAUAUAUCAGUGAAAUGAAACAAUUAACAAAUCUGAAUAUUGGUUUCAAUAAUAUCAAUAUAAGAGGAGCUAUACACAUUUCUAAAUUGAAACAAUUGACAGAACUUUCUAUUUCUGCGAAUAACUUUGGUUCUGGAGGACUUAAAUACAUUACUCAAUUAAAACAAUUAACAAAACUUUAUUGCUGUGACAGUGAAAUUGAUAGUGAGGGAGUUAAAUAUAUAAGUGAAAUGAAACAAUUAACAGAUGUUGACCUUAGUUAUAAUAACAUUAACAGUGAAGGAGUUAAAUAUCUUAACAAAUUGAAAAAAUUAACUAAACUUUAUAUAGGAGGCAAUGAUUUAGGUAAUAAAGGAGCUAUGUACAUAAGCAGACUGAACCAAUUAACACAUCUAGAUAUUUGUAGAAAUAAUGUUAGUGAUGAAGGAUUCAAGUCAAUUAGUAAAAUGAAACAAUUGAGCAGUCUGUUUAUUUCUGAAAAUACUAUUUCUGGUGAAGGAGUUGAAUACAUACGUAAAAUGACACAAGCAGCAAGUAUUUGUGUGGACUUUGGAGAUUAG
Messenger RNA from Naegleria gruberi, 1176 nucleotides. RefSeq lists its product as uncharacterized. Lineage: Eukaryota; Heterolobosea; Eutetramitea; Acrasida; Naegleriidae. Bases 1 to 1176 code for a protein of 391 amino acids. The transcript has a single exon. Gene Ontology annotation, molecular function: protein binding. The record is from RefSeq and is a predicted model, not a curated record.